CAUCCCUUGCCUCUCCGCCGCCAUCUACGCGCCACGGAUUUAGCCAUGGCUAGCAGCAGCAGCAGCAGCAGCAGCAGCAGCGCGCGGCAUCGUAGCGUGCCCUCUCUCUCUCGUCCUGCAACCAACCAACAAAUCUCGCACAUCGAACAUUCCAUCCGCCCACGUCGUGGCCGCUCGUGACCUUGCAGGUCCCCGGCCGUUGGUGGCGGUCGUCAACCGUCACUAUCGCCGAAUUGUGUUCUCGGCAGAUUCGCGUCUUCGCUUUGCCCGUGGCGCGUUGCUUUUUCUUCCCUGCACGAACCAACCGCCCCUUGCUUCUGUUUGGAACAUCUCGUCUCGCCCCCUGCCUCUGGCACGACCUCGCUGACGCAGCUCGACAGUCUACCCAGCCAAGCCCAAUGCAGUCAACCCCCCUCCCGCCAUGUGGCAUCUCCAGGGCAGGGAGGAGACAGCGGCGCCGGGAUUGAUGCUCAUCCCAUCACCUGCAAGACCGAUCUACGCCAUGCAGCCUGCAGAAUCAGGCUGUGGCCAUCGUCGCGAAAAGCAAGCCGUCGCACUGUCCCCUCGGGUGGCUUGACUGUCGCACAGGAGAGAGGCAGCCAGCCAUCCAGCCAGUUACUCGCACAUGCAGCGCAACCCCUGGAGAAUGGAAUGGUGCCAUGGCGGCGGGUGAGAUGCGCCUGGAACCAAGGCAGGACGCCUCCAAAGCAUGACGCCGGCAUCUGGCAAAGACCACAAGCCGUGAACAGCCGUCAGCUGCUUCGUACCCCCAUUGCCAUUCCAGAGAUUUAAUCGCCUACGAGCGGGCACGGUCGUCGGACCUCGCCUGGACCGCGCCCCGGUCUGUGACCAGCUCACGAGCAGGCCUCGCAACUCUCGUUGACUGCCCGUGCUGUGGUGAUGACUGAGCGGCGAAGCGGGUAGAUGCGUUGCGGGUGGCUACCGGACGUCUGCCUGGGUCGAGGUUCCGAUGCGGGACCGUCGAGCAUCCCGAACCGACGUCCGGAGCGGUUCCUCAUACUGGGUGCCGCAGACUCCCUGCACUGUCCGGGUGAUUGAUUAAUUGCGCCACUCACCCAGGCUCCUGGACCGUGUGGUGCGACCAAGGCAGGGAAGGCUCUUGACCAACAACGGGUUGUCUGCGGGCUGCGUGCCGGGGCCAUCCAUCUGCUUCCACCAGCAAGUAACGCGGCGCGAGGUCCCGACCCGGACGGCGCGCUUCUUCGGAGUCGAUGAUUCACAUAGCACGCGCAUUCCCGCAGCGCCUCUUGCUCGUCAGACCAAUGCUAGAGCAUCGUCUCGUUGGUUUCCUUUGCGAAAAAGAAGACGCCGGCCAUGUGGGUUCGCUUCUGUAGGCGCCAGCGCGAUAGUAGCUCGACGGUCGACACCACCAUCGACAGACCUGACCGGCCACCUUUCUUUUGUCCGCACUGUCAUGUUAUUUCUUCUUUCCCCCCGUGCUGCGCAGGGCGUCGCACGCACGCACGCUCUCGCGAGCUAAGGGCCAUCGCUGUCGCCUUCCCCACCACUUUGAUCGCUGGUACUUCGUACAUGGUACCAUCUCGCUACAUCCUACGUAUCUAUAUUGCCGUCUCGCGUCCCUUCGAAUCACUGGGUGUUGGGUCGUCAGUGCGACAGUCGCUGAUUGUCCCUUUUCGCCUCCUGCUCGCGGCGGCUAGGACGAGCCUCAAUUUGCAACAGACCCCCCGCCGAGCACCGUCUUGGCCAUGCCUCCUUGUCUCUGACUGUCUCUCCGCUGCUGCCCUUUAUUUCCCCCCAUCGUGCUGCACCCCGGCGGACCAUACUCGCCCUUGACCAGCCGCCAUCGUCUCGUUAUAUCCUAAGCCCGCCCUCGUUGCCUGCAUGCCUGGCCUCCCUCCAGGCUGGGAAUCCUGAUGAGUACCCCCACUGGCCACGGCAAGCCCAGCGAGCUUCCCAUGCUCCCGAGCAACUCGACGGCUCUAGAAGCACGCAGCCAUUCCCCCGAGCCCGCCGACGACUCUUCCCGAUCAGCGUCAGCAGCAUCAACACGCUCGAGACUGACGUCGAAACGACCGCGAUCCGUGUCUAACAUGACCGAGCUCAUACCGCUCAGGCUCUCAACUUCAACUUUAAGCUUCUUGAGCACGCCCUCGUCGACCCCCGAGCCCAUAGGAGACCGCGUGGACGAGUAUUUUCCCGAGCUGCUGGCCCAAGACCUCGAGAGCUCGGCCGAGAUCUUUGCCUCCAGACGAAUGACGGCAGGCACACCAGUGCUACUCCUCUCAAACGAAGACCAGGCCCGUAUCAGGAACACCAGAAUGGGGCCCUCUCCUCCUUAUCUGGCAGCUUCGGCCAGAGUCCUGUCGCUAGGGGCCAUAGAAGAGCGUACCUCCAGGGUUUCUUUUCUCGAGCAACAGGAAUCACAGCUAGAGGCUACGACGUCGGAUGCCGAGUCGAGGAUGAGCUCGCAAACGUCAGAGGACAUGGCCCCUCCUUCAUUUCGGCACCGCGAGUCGGUCUUGACCGCUGCCACAUCAGUGGCCUCGGCAAGUUGGAAACCUUCGGCGAUUAGAUCGAUGCCGGCAAGCAGUCCAUUGGAAAACAGCUGGAUCGAUUGCGACUCAGACUGCGACUCAGACGAGAUGGACAACUGCAACAUCGCAUCACUGUCGCCUCGGCCGCCCACGCCUCCCGAGUCUGAUUUCGACUCGGGUGCCACAGGUCUCAGAAAGUUGGACAUGCGGGGCUCAUGGGGCCACGGCGAGCAGACUCUUCAUCACAAAUCGCACUCAGUAUGCGGCGGCUCGCCUGAUUCGCAUCCGCGAGAUAGAGCGUCCCAUGUGUCGUUUGACUUGCCAGUCAGACCAUCAUCGACGGUGGGGCUCAGACGACACGACCGCUUCGAAGAGAGGCGCAGCUGUGAAGCUCACACCACAAAACCCUCGUCUGCUCAUAUGGAACAGCAACAGAUCAGCACCCCCCAGUCGCGCAGAGUCAAGCAAGCGGCCCAAGAGCUGAGCCAGACGCCAGAGACUGGAGACAAGACCGACCCGCCCCCAGCCACCAAGGAAUUUCUGGAUUGUGAAGCUGAAGCCACAGAGAUGAUCUAUCCAGCGGGCCCCCUCACCCCGCUCACGGCGAUGCCUCUUUCCGAGACGGCUUUCGCGCGGCCACCGUCCCCACGCCCGGCCCUUCGAAGCGUUCAGUCGUGGCUAAACAGCAGUCUACAGCCGUGUCCUCGCGUGUUCAACGAUGACAUGAGUAGGGUGGUGCCACUACCCCCCGAUGCAAUGGAGACGCUCAGAGUCUCAAUUGCAUGCUUUCCCGAGACGAUGCUGUUGUCAUCGAGUCUGACCAUUGACACAAUUCGGACGUACUCGCGCAAGGUGCGCCAGCCGAGCUUAGAGAUUGUACGGGGUCCGUCGCCGAGGACUGCGACGCCCGAAAUGCCGUCUCAGACGCCCAGAAAGUCGCUUUGGCGCAAGGUCAUGCCUCACAAGCGAAGCGCAAUGGCGCCGGACGUACGACAAAGGCAAAGCCACAGCUCUGGAGAGAGUAGCGUCGCGUCCAUGUCAUCUAGCGCUGCAGAGACGCCAAAGCCGUGGGAGCCGCUGCAAAAUGUAUUCGGAAGCUGUUCAAGCUAUAUUUGCGAUGCCCUAUACGCACACAUCGUUGCCUACAACUACAUGUCUGCCUUGGUGGCUCGAAACUCUACCGCAUCAGGAUCACGAGGGACACCCAGCGAAUCCCAGCAAGAAGAGAUUCCGAAAAAGGCGGCAAGCCUUCUCGGCUUGGGGGGUACGGGCGAGCCUGGCACCGCCUUCAACCGCCACUCUCGGAGAGCCACGACGUCAACAGAGAAUUGGUGUAGGGAAGAGAUGGUGACGACUCAGCCCACGGCAUGGGCCAACCACGAAAAUAUGCAGGGCGGCCUUCUACGUUGCGUUGUGCGACUGGUUGCCGCGGCCAGACUCAUGGCAGAGAAGGGCACAAGUGAGGACACAAUGGUUGGUAAGGAUGUGGAUGAUGUGGAUCUGGUACUCAUCAGAAGCCUAUGUGAGAUUGUGCGCAUGGCAGAGGAGGCGUCAGGAUGAUGGCGUCGGUUUCACGUCUGCAAAUUUGAGGUUUGACGAGGCAUUCCCUGGAUGACGCUGCUUUUUAAGGACAAUACCCACGUUGGCGAAGUUUCGGUUGGAUUGGGCGCUGGAGCCCGACUGAAAAGGAUUGAUUGAUAUCUGAUAUGACGGCCGCCUCUUUUCGCUUUUCGAGUCGGUUGCGGUGGCUGGAGGAGGGACGAUACCAGGUAGACUAUGAGGAGAAUUAUCCAUUGCGAUCGCAUCA
Purpureocillium takamizusanense is the source of this 4323-nucleotide messenger RNA. RefSeq lists its product as uncharacterized. The transcript has a single exon. The record is from RefSeq and is a predicted model, not a curated record. The coding region runs from base 1896 to 4076 and encodes 726 amino acids. NCBI's taxonomy places the organism in Eukaryota, Fungi, Ascomycota, Sordariomycetes, Hypocreales, Ophiocordycipitaceae.